AUGUCUACAGACCUUAAAUUAUCUUACUUACCGGACUCUGAUGUAGAUGACUUUUAUGAACUUAAUAUACGUCAAAAAAGUCUUAACAAAAUAGACAAUGCUGAUUUUGGAUGGUUUCACAUCAGGACAUGUAUAGUAGCUGGUAUUGGCUUCUUUACAGAUGCUUAUGAUCUAUUUGUUAUAAAUUUUGUUGCUGCCAUGCUAGCCCAUACCGAAUUGACGGGUUAUAAUGCCACUGCUCGAGCAAGCAUUGAUAUGGGUUUAAAAAUGUCAGCAGCAUGUGGAACUUUAGUAGGGCAAUUGGCAUUUGGUUGGUUCGCUGAUCGCUAUGGACGUAAAAAAGUCUACGGUUGGGAACUUGCAAUUAUGAUCAUGGCAACUUUCGGUUCUGCAAUGUCCUCAAAUUCGUUUGCGAUCACGACUUGGGCUUCAAUUAUGUUUUGGCGAUUCAUAUUAGGUAUUGGAAUUGGAGGAGAUUAUCCUGUGUCUGCUAUUAUUACGAGUGAAUUUGCAACGGUUAAGAGAAGAGGUGCAAUGAUAUCUGCCGUCUUUGCCACGCAAGGAUUCGGAAUUUUGACCGCAGGUGUAGUUUCGGUGGCAACUUUGGGUGCAUACCAAGAUUCCAUAAGAAAUAAUCCUAUGUAUAUUGACGGUGUAUGGCGAGUAGUAUUGGCAUUUGGUGUAAUCCCUGCGGUUGUUGGAUUAUACUUCCGGAUUACUAUUCCGGAAACGCCGCGUUUUAUGAUGGAUGUUUUGGGUGAUGUCGAAAAAGCAACUCAUGAUAUUGAUACCGUAUUAAACCAUGAAGGUCCUUUGAGCACAAAAGGGGGACUUAUUUAUGUCAUAGAGACACCUAAUGCCACGUGGAAGGAUUUUAAAGAAUACUUUAGUAAAUGGGAAAAUGGUAAAAUUUUAUUAGGAACUUCGAUCUCGUGGUUCGUAUUAGAUGUAGCAUUUUAUGGCAUAGGAUUGAACAACGCGAUCAUCUUACAAGCCAUUGGAUUUGGUGAUAAUCAAAAUACCUUUUCAACUCUUUGGAAUUUGUCUGUUGGCAACAUCAUCAUCACUAUAUUGGGCACGAUUCCAGGGUAUUGGUGUACCGUUUUUUUAAUAGAUAAGUGGGGUCGUAAAAAGAUCCAAUUAAUGGGAUUUAUAAUUCUCACUGGGCUAUUUUUGAUUUGGGGAUUUGGUUAUCAACUUAUAAAACAACACAUGGCAAUAUUCAUUAUAGUAUUCUCAUUAUGCCAGUUAUUUCAAAAUUUUGGACCUAAUGCAACUACAUUUGUCGUGCCAAGUGAAGUUUUUCCUACAAGAUAUAGAUCCACAGGACAUGGUAUAUCAGCUGCAUCCGGAAAAUUAGGUGCAAUUAUAGCACAAGUAGGAUUCUUUCAACUUAAAGAUAUCGGUGGUACGAACAACUUUGUGGAUCGCUUAAUCCUAAUCUUUGCAUGCUUUAUGUUUUUUGGAAUUUUUUCAACAUUAUUGAUACCUGAGACGUGUGGAAAAACGCUAGAGAAAUUAUCAAAUGAGCAUCCGCAAAUAGUUGUUAACGUUAAUAGAAAACACAAGCGUAAAUCCAGUGGCUAA
Messenger RNA from Dentiscutata heterogama, 1587 nucleotides. Lineage: Eukaryota; Fungi; Glomeromycota; Glomeromycetes; Diversisporales; Gigasporaceae. The record is from the annotation of a GenBank genome assembly.